Molecule: messenger RNA, 762 nt
Organism: Sorghum bicolor (sorghum)
Lineage: Eukaryota; Viridiplantae; Streptophyta; Magnoliopsida; Poales; Poaceae
Product: early nodulin-93
Exons: 4
Coding region: 214-507 (97 amino acids)
Source: RefSeq, a predicted model, not a curated record
UAUUCAUCAUAACAUAACAUGUGGGAUGUGGCGGCUAAGGCCUAAGGCUGAGUGGGCCCGAGUCCUCAUCAAUCACGAGCUGGGCUGUCCAAGUUCGUCGUUCCGUUCCGUGCCCGACCUUCCCCACUCGCCCACCCUCUCGCUCGCUCGCCAGCCAUUAUCCCCUGCGCUGAACAGUGGAGGAAGCUAGAAGAGUCCAGAGAGAGAGAGAGCAUGGCCAGCAGGAGCUUCCUGAUCCGGUCCCCCAAGGAGGAGGAGUCCAACGCCGCCGUCAGAGAGGCUGUACUACUGGGAGCAAAGAACGGUGCGAUAGCUGGUACUGUGGUGGCGGUUCCCACGUUGGUUGGCUGCCGUGUUCUUCCUUGGGCUAAGGCUAAUCUCAACUACACUGCACAAGCACUCAUCAUAUCCGCAGCCUGUAUCUCUGGCUUCUUCAUCACUGCUGACAAAACCAUUCUACGGAAUGCACGACAAAACACCAUUGGGAAGCUUGACAAGUCAACUUGAUGCAGAGAUGUAUCUGAGAAGGUUCUCUGGUUGAUAGGGUACCUUUUGCCCCAUAUGCAGUGUCACCAUUUCCCUUUGUGGACAAGCAAAUUUUCGGUGUUUAGCUACUCAAGCCAAAGGUUGUGUUGUAAAGACAUGCUACCUGAUGGACCCAACUAUUGUAUCCAGUUUACUCCCAAUUUGAAUCAGAAUAAAAGAUGGUGCUAUGGGUUGCAUAUGCUUGUGUAGUCAUGGCUCAGACCCUUGUUUUGAACA